Messenger RNA from Rangifer tarandus platyrhynchus (Svalbard reindeer), 714 nucleotides. NCBI's taxonomy places the organism in Eukaryota, Metazoa, Chordata, Mammalia, Artiodactyla, Cervidae. The record is from the annotation of a GenBank genome assembly.
AUGGCCGCAGCGGAGUCCAGCCAGCUCCAGUUCGAGGAGAUCGCCGCGCCCCCUGCCUACCUGCCCGCCUACCCCGGCGGGGCGUUCCUGCCGCCCCCGAACCCCGCCGCUGGCCUGCUCCUCGCGCGCCCCUCGGGCUCCGCUCCGGAGCUCGGCGCACCGGUAGCCUUCGCCGGCUUUCUCGGGAGGGGUCCCGGGCCCGCCGCGCCGCCCCCCGCCGCCCUGAGCCCGCCUGCGCCCCCUAAAGGCGCGGCCGUUUCGUCGGCGUCGCAGCGCCGCAAGCGCACGUCAUUCAGGCCGGAGCAGCUGCAGCUGCUGGAGCUCGUCUUCCGCCGGACCAUGUACCCCGACAUCCACCUGCGAGAGCGCCUGGCCGCGCUCACCCUGCUCCCCGAGUCCAGGAUCCAGGUGUGGUUCCAGAACAGGCGGGCCAAGUCACGUCGUCAGAGCGGGAAACCCUUUCAACCCUCAGCCAGGCCAGAGCUGUUCCUCCACCACUCUGCUUGUGAAACUGAAGCAAAGUAUUUGAAGCCCCAGCCGCCUCUGGAGGUAGAUGUGAACUGCCUGCCCGAUCCCAACAAGGUUGGAGGAGGCAUCUCUGACCCUAACUCCCAGGGUCAGAAUUUUGAAACCUGUUCUCCUCUCUCUGAAGACAUUGGUUCAAAGCUGGACUCAUGGGAGGAACACAUCUUCUCUGCCUUUGGUAACUCUUGA